Molecule: messenger RNA, 1149 nt
Organism: Rosa rugosa (rugosa rose)
Lineage: Eukaryota; Viridiplantae; Streptophyta; Magnoliopsida; Rosales; Rosaceae
Exons: 1
Coding region: 1-1149 (382 amino acids)
Source: RefSeq, a predicted model, not a curated record
AUGAGCUGGUUCUUUGAAUGCCCGCCGGGCUCCAUAGGCUCAUUUUUGGCACUCUCGAGUGCUUUCUUAUCAAGGUUCAUCCUGUUGUUCGCUGGACACCAAAGCACGAGUCAAUUGCUAAAUGUAAGGCAAAGAGAGGAUGAAACGCUCAAGGCUUUUGUCACCAGAUGGAGGGCGGCGACAUCCCAGUACCGCGACUUGGAUAAACCAAUGGUGUUGGCGGCCUUUAAGCAAGGCCUCCUAAAGGGACCAUUCCUGUACCAUAUCAACUACAAUCAUCCAAAUGCCACAUAUGACCAUGUCAUGAAUGAGGCUGUCAUCCAUGCACAGGAGGAGUUCAUCACGUACGGAGAGAUCCCACCGCCUCCGUCAAUACCAAUAAAGUCCACUCAGCCCCCCUCUAAUCAUCAGGAAACCACCAAGGCCUCUAUGGUACCGCCCACUGACAAAAAGAGGGAGUGGCAACAAAGCAAUCACCACAGCAAGCGGCAGAAAGAUCAGCACUUCAACAAGGGCGGCCGCUCAUCCCAGGGGGACAAUCGCAACAGGCAUACCGACUCUUCCCAGAGGUACGCAGUAUUCACAGUCCUCACGGCUACGUAUGAAGAGAUAUACGAUCAGUGCAAGGACAUGAUCCCGGCACCACCGCCAAGGAAAUACGCUAAAAGGGGCAAACCAAGGAACACAGGCAAAUGGUGCAAAUAUCACGAGGACAGCGGUCACAACACUAACGACUGCAACGCUCUCAAGACAGCAAUCGAGACGUUGUACAGAGAUGGCAAACUAGAACAGUUCAAGAUCGGCCAACCACCUCCUGUAGUCGCUAACAUUGAGCCUAUGCGCCGCAUCAAUACCAUCGACGGAGGGGCGCCCGUCACCAACAUGUCCCACAGGGCAAGAAAGCGCUAUGCGCGUGCCAACCACCCCAAGGAAAUUUGUAACAUCUGCUACGAAAGAUCCGCCAAACUGCCAAAAUCAGGAUGGGAACCCAUCACCUUUUCUGAGGAAGAGGAGCGCGGAAUACACCUUCCCCACGACGAUCCAUUCUUGAUCGACGCCAUGCUCGAUAAAUGGUCCGUGGGAAGGGUCCCCGUCGACAGCGGAUCCGCUGUCAAUGUGAUCUUCAACGGCUGCUACAACCAGCUCUAG